Toxotes jaculatrix (banded archerfish) is the source of this 707-nucleotide messenger RNA. RefSeq names its product prokineticin 1 (gene prok1). The transcript is spliced from 3 exons. The coding region runs from base 54 to 374 and encodes 106 amino acids. NCBI's taxonomy places the organism in Eukaryota, Metazoa, Chordata, Actinopteri, Toxotidae. The record is from RefSeq and is a predicted model, not a curated record.
CUGCUGUCCAGUGUUGAAGGGUGUUGAGAGAGCCCAGUUCUCCUGUUGCUGUCAUGGGCUUCACGGCGGUGCUGCUGUCCUUCCUCCUGGUGUCUCUGAGCUGGUCCAGAGGAGCCGUCAUCACAGGGGCCUGUGAGAGAGACGUGCAGUGUGGGUUUGGUCUUUGCUGUGCCGUCAGUUUGUGGCUGAGAGGUCUGAGGAUGUGCGUCCCAAGAGGUGUGGAAGGGGAUGAAUGUCACCCCUUCAGCCACAAGGUGCCCUAUCCAGGGAAAAGGCAACAUCACACCUGCCCCUGUCUCCCCCACCUGGUGUGCACCAGAUAUGCUGAUAGCAAGUAUAGAUGUACUGAUGACUUCAAAAGCCUGGACUUUUAAUGGACUCCCAAACAUUCAGAUGAAGAAGAGCCCAGCAGAAACAAUAUUUCACAGUGAAGACUUGAACAGGCUAUGGAUCAAAAACACAUAUUUCAUCUUCACUGACUGUAUUCUUCAUUUGUGUACUCUAUGCACUAUGAUGUAUAGUUUGUGUUCUAUUAAUGCACACAACGAGGACAGGAAAAGAGCUGUCAAGACAGUGUAACCAACAAACAAGAGCCACAGUAGACGUCAGACACUUUUUACUUGACGAAGUCAAGGUUCCUCUGGAAGCUGUUUGUGAACCAUUAAAACAUUUGCUGUUUUGUUUUCAUGCUUAUUUUAUGUUUAAUA